AUGUCGGGAUACGAGAUCCUCAAGAUCGCGCCCAUCUGCAAGCUGUUCAAAGGAUUUAUGGUGUACAUCUCCGCCACGCACCCCGACCGCUGGAACGGUCUGGGUUGGGUCACGGACUCCCUCAACACCCCCGGCAUCAACGUGUACCUCGUCGACUACCCCCACGUGGGUAUGCCACUGGACGAACGCAAGGUAGAGGAGGAACAUUUCCGGAAGGUGGUGCAGCGAUAUGGAAUCCGCGACAAACACGACGUCGUCUGUGUGACGGCGUCGUGGGUCUACCAAGUGGCGAUCAACGGCUGGAUGUCUCCGUACGAGGAGAGCCGCUACAACCGGCACCGCCUGUACAGCAACGAGCUCCAAACCAGCUCGUAUCUGUUUGGCACCACGCGCACUGAGCACUUCGGACCGCAGGAGGCAGGCACGCCCCAGACAUGUGCAGUCGAUCAGGGGGACCGCCCCAGCCCAAACGAGGAAAGGUGCAGCUUCAUCACCAAGGUCAAACUGGUAGCAUGCCAUGUGAGUGGUGCCACCUUUCUACCUGGCCCUACAAACCCCGUUCCCGCACCCCGCUGGCCAAUCUCGCCAAGCGACCCCGGAGUACCGAGGAUGGCAGCAGCAGGUAGCGUUCAUGGAACGAGCUGUCACAAACCUGACAUGGUCCAAGUACGCGACGAUUGGGUGUCAACCGUCUGCCAAGAUGGUGGCAGGGUACAUAGACCGGACGCUGGCGACCAACCCUCAGUGGUCGAAGAUGCAUGUUCAUUCUUGGUGCAGUUGCUUGGUUCCCGGGGAGGGACGAUGGCAAGUUGUUUUGGGGACGGCGCCCGUGACGCCCGGCGACACGGUGCCGCAUUCCUACUUGGUCUCCCUGCGAUCUGGGUGCAUUAUAUGGACUACGAUUUCGUGCGAGCGACACACCCAUGA
Messenger RNA from Apiotrichum porosum, 927 nucleotides. RefSeq lists its product as uncharacterized. NCBI's taxonomy places the organism in Eukaryota, Fungi, Basidiomycota, Tremellomycetes, Trichosporonales, Trichosporonaceae. The transcript is spliced from 3 exons. The record is from RefSeq and is a predicted model, not a curated record. The coding region runs from base 1 to 927 and encodes 308 amino acids.